This is a messenger RNA of Naegleria fowleri, 4053 nucleotides long. RefSeq lists its product as uncharacterized. Gene Ontology annotation, molecular function: ATP-dependent protein folding chaperone; ATP binding; ATP hydrolysis activity. Gene Ontology annotation, biological process: protein folding; proteolysis. The transcript is spliced from 4 exons. The record is from RefSeq and is a predicted model, not a curated record. Bases 1 to 4053 code for a protein of 1350 amino acids. Gene Ontology annotation, cellular component: chaperonin-containing T-complex. Lineage: Eukaryota; Heterolobosea; Eutetramitea; Acrasida; Naegleriidae.
AUGAUGAUGGCACCAAGUAUCAAUCCUCUCUACAUUGAUGGAGAGAGAACAACGGGAAAUGAAGUUAGAGUGGAGAAUGUGCAAGCAUGUCAAACCAUUCAAAACAUCAUGAAGACAUCCUUCGGUCCUCAAGGACUUGAUAAGAUGCUUGUCGAUGAAGUCGGUGAUGUUACCGUAACGAACGACGGAGCCACUAUUCUCAAUCUCAUUGAAGUCAACCAUCCAGCAGCAAAGACUCUUGUGGAACUUGCUCGUACCCAAGAUGAAGCUGUUGGUGAUGGUACCACAUCUGUAGUAUUGUUAGCAGCUGAAUUGCUGAAACAAGGUCAAGAAUUAAUCAAGGAAAAGAUUCAUCCAACUAACAUCAUUUCCGGAUACAAAUUAGCUGCUAAAAAGGCUACUGAAUAUAUUAAGAAUGAAUUACAAAUUUCUACACAGACACUCGAUCGUGAAUCAUUGAUUAAUGUUGCCAAGACAUCUAUGGCUUCAAAGGUUUUGGGUCCAGAAUCUGACUUGUUUGCCAAAUUAUGUGUCGAUGCAUUGUUGGCAGUAAAAGUUGUUACAGGUACAGGAAAAGAGAGAUAUCCAAUCAAGGCUAUUAACAUUCUUAAACAACACGGAAAGUCAAUGAAAGAAAGUACUUUGGUUAAUGGUUUUGCCUUGAACAACACUCGUUCUUCACAACAAAUGCCAAAAGUCAUCAAGGGUGCCAAAAUUGCUCUUUUGGAUAUUGCUCUCAACAGACAAAGAAUGAAGUUGGGAAUUAAAUUCCAAAUUACAGAUCCAAAGGAAUUAGAAGGCGUUCAAGAACGUGAACAAACCUUAAUUCGUGAUCGUAUUCAAAUGCUUUUGAAUGCAGGUGCAAAUGUCAUUUUAACAACAAAGGGUAUUGAUGACAUGUGUUUGAAAUACUUUGUGGAAGCUAAUGCCAUUGCUGUCAGAAGAUGUGAUAAGGAUGAUUUGAAACGUAUUGCUAAAUUGACAGGAGGUAAUUUGGUUACCUCAUUUGCUGAUUUGGAAGGUGAAGAGUCAUUCUCUCCUGAAAAUUUGGGCUAUGCAGAGGAAGUUGCUGAAGAGGAACUUGCAGGAGAUUCUUUAAUUUAUAUCCGUGGAACAAAACUUACAUCAUCUCAAUCCAUUGUGUUACGUGGUGCUAACAGUUUCUUGUUGGAUGAAAUGAGUCGUACUAUUCAUGACGCUAUGUGUGCAUUGAAACGAGUUUUGGAAUCAAAGAAUGUUGUUCCAGGUGGUGGUUCUGUUGAAACAGCUCUCUCUGUAUAUUUGGAUCGAUUUGCAAUGACCAUUGAAACUAGAGAACAAUUGGCUAUUGCUGCUUUUGCCAAUUCUCUCUUAGUGAUUCCAAAGACUCUUGCUGUUAAUGCUGCUCUUGAUGCAACUGAAUUGGUUGCUAAAUUGCGAGCCUAUCACAACGAUGUUCAUGAAUUGAAGAAGAAGGAAUAUUUGAGAUAUGGUUUGGAUCUUAUGGCUGACAAUGUGAGAGACAAUUUGGAAGCAGGAGUUUUGGAACCAGCCAUGUUAAAGGUUAAAUACAUUCAAUUUGCUACCGAGGCUGCUAUUACCAUCCUCCGUAUCGAUGACAUGAUUCGUAUUAAUGAACAUGAACAAGAGGAUCCAAGAAAGAAGAGAAGGUGUCCAUGGAUGGCAGUGUGUACCACUCUCGUCAUCCUCGUACUACUGAACCUGAAUACUCUCGUGGUAUCAUCAUCCGAAGGAGGAGUUUGUAACUUUGUGGCCAACACUCCUGUUCCAUUCGAUCAAAUCAAAAAUUGUGCUCUCAACAUUUCUCUCGAUUCCUCCGUCUUUUCUCAAACUCUGUCCAGCAUUCGAAAAACCAUUCCCAUGUACGUCUUUUUAGAAUAUGUCAAAGAUGCUUUGGAUCCUCAUUUCAACAUUCAAGUCGAUUUGUUGGCAGAAUUGGAAAAAAUUUCACAACAACACUAUGAGAGAGAUUUCGAUUUUCAUCAAGAUCUUGUCACUCUUUUCAGAAAGUUGAAUGAUGGUCAUACUUUAUAUUUUGGACCACAAUGUUAUGGAAACUUAAUUUAUCGACAACCUUUCACCAUUAUUUCCUAUGUUGAAAAUGGUAUUCAAAAAAUUGGAAUUGCUUCUCUCAAUAACGCUUCUGGAAUUGUGAAUUAUUAUCAACAACUUGGUUUUGAUUUGAAUUCAUAUGUUGGAAGUGAAAUUAAGGAAAUUGAUGGUGAACUUGCAUUGAAUUAUAUGAUCAAUUGGGCAAAUCAAUAUUCUGGUGGAUACAAAGAUCCUGGAGCUCGAUUCAAUGUUGCAAUUAGUAACUUGUUUAUGACUCGUUCAUUGAAUCGAUCACCCAUUCCAUCCAAGCCAACUGUCACUUAUGUUCUGUCACGUGAUGGAGCUGCAGAUGUCACAUUGGAACUUCCUUGGGUUGGCUCUUCAUUGAUGAGCUACAAUAGUUCUGUGGAUUUUUAUCAAUCAUGUUUGUCGUCACCAUCUUCUCAACACACAACACGAACAACACUCACUCAACAACCUCUCAUUGAAGCAAAACGUCAAAAAUUGUUACAUCCAUUACAAGAAUUAAGAACAAGUCCACUUCUCUCACAUACUGUUCAAACAGAACACAAAGUUGUGAAUCGUCUCACUGGAGAUCAAGUGAGUUAUUUUGAAAUUGAUGGACAAGUUGGUGUCAUUACCAUUGAUUCAUUUGUUCCACAAUCUGAAGUUGCUUUUGCUAAAGAUUUCCAAAUGAGCAUGUACAUGGCCAAGCUCAACAAAAUUCCAAAACUCAUCAUUGAUGUGACAAAUAAUGGAGGCGGUGAAGAAUGUUUGGGUUAUGCCUUAAUCAAGUAUUUGUAUUCAUCGACAUUUUCACAAAAUUUUGCAACUCUCUUUGCAAGAACGGACAUGAUUGCAACUGAAUUGGGACGAGCAUUGGCUCUCAAAGGAGCAAGUCAAUUGGGACCUAAUGAUGACUCGAUUUGGAAUCCAACCACAUGGCGAGACAUGAAUGGUGUCACUUAUUCUGAUGCUUCAUGGUACACGGUGCAACAUAAUUACACACGUGGUGGAAACAAUGCUCCAUCGCAUGCCUACACCUCCAUUUUGAAAGAAAAUUAUUGUCAAUCCUCAUUUGAUAAUUAUUAUUUCACUGGAGAGGAUUUAUUGAACUAUUCACCUGAUAAUAUCAUCUUGUUGUCGAAUGGUAGAUGUGCAAGUACAUGCGCCUUAUUCACACGACAUUUGCAAGAAUCAAAGAAAGCAAAAACUGUGGUGGUUGGUGGUGUGCAUAGACAAUCUCAACAAAUUGCUCAAGUACCUGGAGGACAAGUUUAUGAAUUUGAAGAUUUAUUGGCCGAUAUUCAAACUCUUAAAAUUAAUAGUGACCUUGCUCCAAGUCCACUUCCUGUGAAAUCUCGAUUGAGAUUUGCCAUUCGUGAAGCGUAUGCUUGGUCUGAACCAGAUUUGAAACCACUCGAAUUCUUUUUCGAAGGUUCUGAUUUCCGAUUGGAUUACUCCAAGGAGAGUGCUGUCGAUCGAUCCAAAGUUUGGAUUGACACUUUACAAUUUUUCGAUAUUUGUGCUACAUGGCAAACCAAAUCAUGUGAAAUUCCAAAUGGAAGUGGACAACAAUCUUGUGUUGGAGGAAAAUAUGCGACACAAUGUCAACUCGUUGCAUGUGCUCCAGGAUUUGGUGUGGCCACCACCGAUUCUUCAUGUCAACCAUGUCCAAUUGGACACUAUAAGGGCACAGAUGGAACAACAUGUCUCGCCUGUACCAACAAACCAUCUUCCGACAAUUCUCGAUACACCAAUUCAUCCACUAGUAAUAACUGUCCAUUCGAAUGUGUGGAAGGAUUUGUUUUGGAUUCUGUGAACAAUGUUUGUGUGGAAUCUCAAAAUUUGACCAUUGGAAAGGUUUUAUUUGGAUUUAUUGUAACUUUGUGUAUUUUGUUCCUUCUCUUUGCAUGUCUAUUGUUGGGUUCUACUAUUUUCUUAUUUGUGAAAAAUUAUCGAAAUCGAAUGGCCAACAAUGAGGCAUUAAGGUUAAUUUAA